AUGACUGAACUCAAGGGAAAGAACGUCAUCAUCACCGGCGGCGGCAAGAACCUCGGUGCUCUGAUCGCCGAGACGCUGGCCCAGCAGGGUGCGAACGUUGCCAUCCAUUACAACUCGGAGCGGUCGAAGGCUGAGACGGAUGAGACGCUCGCGAAACUCAAAGCGGCUGGAGUUAAGGCUGUCGCCAUACAGGCCAACAUGGAGACGGCUGGGGCCGUGCAGCAGCUGUUCAAGAACGCCCUGGCUGGCCUCGGGGCAUCGAGCUUCGACAUUGCCAUCAACACGGUCGGCAAAGUCCUCAAGAAACCCCUUCUCGAAAUCACCGAGAAGGAGUACGACGACAUGUUCGCGGUCAACGCCAAGGCCAACUUCUUCUUCAUCCAAGAAGCCGCCAAGAACAUGAGCGACGGCGGCGCUAUUAUCAGUAUCGUCACCUCCCUCCUCGGCGCAUUUACAGGUUUCUACAGCACGUACCAGGGCUCCAAAGCGCCUGUUGAGUGGUUCACCAAGGCUGCGGCAAAGGAACUCAUGCCGCGGGGUAUUCGGGUCAAUGCGAUCGCGCCAGGACCAAUGGACACGCCGUUCUUCUAUCCCCAGGAGGAGGAAGCGGCAGUUGCGUUCCACAAGUCGCAGGCACUUGGGGGCAGACUUACGGAUAUCAAGGACAUUGCUCCGCUGUGCUUGUACCUCUGCACUGAUAAGUGGAUUACCGGCCAGGUCAUCUUCUCGAAUGGCGGAUACACCACGCGCUAA
Molecule: messenger RNA, 753 nt
Organism: Cutaneotrichosporon cavernicola
Lineage: Eukaryota; Fungi; Basidiomycota; Tremellomycetes; Trichosporonales; Trichosporonaceae
Exons: 6
Coding region: 1-753 (250 amino acids)
Source: RefSeq, a predicted model, not a curated record